This is a messenger RNA of Vitrella brassicaformis, 888 nucleotides long. NCBI's taxonomy places the organism in Eukaryota, Vitrellaceae. The record is from the annotation of a GenBank genome assembly.
CAGCCAGCCAGCCAGGAAGUCAGUCGGUCAGGGACCAGACUGAUGUCUGUCUGUUUCGUUUUUGCCGCCUGUGUGUUUUGUCUAUAAAGUGAGCAGACGGACGCCAAGGUGCAUGUCAGUACCUAGCUGUGUACCAGGCAGGCAGGUUUGUGUGAGUGAGUGUGAGACUUGCUGGCUGUCCGGCCACACCUGACGACUCCGCUACUACGUUAGAUCUACGUCUGGCGCAAAUGGACGGAGGCGUGUAUGUACGUGUGGUGCACUCCAGCACCCGUUUAUGCACCAGAGCAGCUGCCACAGGUCCAUCCAUCUGCAUGCAGACUGGGGGCGCCCCCAGGGAGUACAGUGAGACGCGGGUGUCACGAUGAGUGAGGCGUCAGAGCCGACUCUGCCGAAGAGUGGCGCCAUGGCUGAGGUGUGGCAGUUCGAGAAGACCGACAAGUGGCGGAUGGACAUCCAGAAGCUCUCCAAAAAGACCCAGCUCAAGAAGGCCAAGGCCCCGGACGAGGUGUCGUUCUCCUUCCCUCAGGUAUGUAGGACAAGUGAGGACACAACAAAACCAUGGUGUACUGUAUUUCCGACAUGAUCCCUGGAUGCAGUUCUUCAUCGACCUCAUUGGGCACGUUCUUUUCUACCAUCUCGCGUUGCUGUCGCUCCCUGUUCUAUACUGGCUGUACGGGGGCCCAAAAGGAGGGUACUUUGCGAUGAGGAAUCGGCUGUUCCUCGGCUAUGAUGCCAACUCAAUCAACCAGCUGCUGCAGGCGUCAGUGAGAUCUACUUACGCCAUACAGACAGACAGACAGACCGACAAGUGCGGCUGUUGCAAGUACGUUGUGUGUGUGCCUCUGUGCCUGCAGGUCUCUGUACAUGGUGGCUUUCUACAUAUAA